AUGGCAAAUAGAACUUACUUUAAUUAAGAUCAAAAAAGACUUUUUAAGCCUUAAGUUUAAUUGGAGAAAAAGCAAGAAAAUCCAACUAAAAAAAAGGUUGAAUUAAAUGAGAUAAAUGAAGAACCAUAAAAAUAAUUAUGGGAUAUCGAUUUAAAGGAUUGUGUCACAAAAUAUAAAGAUACUAUAGGGAGUAAGAAGAGAAAGGAAUAUGAAAUUUUUAAACCAGGGGGAUGUUUUAUUAAAUAAAAAAGUGAGGCUGAGAAGCCAAAAACAGAAAAAGAACUCAAUAAAGAGAUUAAUCAAGUUAUUAGAUAAACUACUAAAGAGUUUUUUGAGGAAAUAAAAAUGGAAAAACAGCAAAAAGAAAAUGAAAAAAACAAACUUAAUGUUUAAAGUUAGAAUGAUGAAUGUGAGAUAAAAGAUUAAAAUUAGAAUCAAAAUAAAGAAAAAUCGAAUUAAGGGAAUUAAAUAAAUGAAGAGGUAGGACAAGAGUAGAAGGAAAACAAAGAAAAUGAUAAUAUUAAGGUGGAUUAAGGGUUAUUAAAAAAAAAAGUGGGUAAAUUUUAAAAAGGUUAGAAUGGCAACUUUGUGAGGCUUGAUCUUAAAAAAAAAUAUUAAGAUAGAUUUCGUGGAGCUAUUUAUAUGAAUUAAAGAAAAUAUAAAAGAAAUGGUACUUUGAAAAAUCCAAAUCCUUCAAAAAGAGAGUAAUCUUAAAUUGAUUUUUAACAACUUAAUAACUAAGGACGCGCUGAAUCUUGUAUUUAAAUUAAUUAGAUUUAGACAAUAUAUUUAUAUAAUCAGUUUCAUCAGGAUUAUUGGUGGAUAUAUUUGAUGAUGAGGAAAACAUAAAAGAAAAGGAGAAGAAUGAAGAUCUUAUAAAAGAAUUAGUGAGCAAAGUUUAAGAAGAUUUAGAUAAUAAGGAAAAUUAUCUAAAUUUGUUAGAAUUAGUUUUUGGAUUUACAGAAUUUCGUGAAGGAUAAUUUGAAGCAAUUUCAAGUAUUUUAAAGAAGGAAUCUAUCUUAUUGGUAUAAAAAACUGGACAUGGAAAAUCAUUAGUGUAUUAAUAUUUAUCUUUGUUUCUAUAAGACAGUAUAGGUAUAAUAUUUUCUCCUUUAAUUUCUUUGAUGAUUGAUUAAGUUUCAAAAUUGCCUGAUUAAAUUAAAGGUAUAGCAUAUCAUUCAAUGCUUACUUCAUUUUAGAAAGCUCGUCUAAUUGAAUUUAUAAAAGGUAGAUAAGUUCAGUUAGUCUAUUGUACUCCAGAAAUCUUUUAAAGUGAUUUAGGUUAUUCAUUAGAAUAUUUUGGAAAAAUCUCAUUCAUAUGUAUAGAUGAGGCUCAUUGCGUUUCAGAACUAUCUCAUUCCUUUAGACAUACCUAUGUGAUAUUAAAUUAAAUGAUAGAAAGCUUUUUGAAGGAUGAUUUGCCUCCUUAUUUAGCAUUAACUGCUACUGCAACUAAUUUGACAGUAGAAUCAGUGUUAAAAAAGUUUAAAAUAAAUAAAUCCAUUAUCUCUAUUAAUACUGAGAGAAGUAAUAUUGAAAUCAGUGUUAGUAGAGAUAGAGAUGUCAAUGCUUCAUUGAUAAAAUUAUUAUAGAGUGUAAAAUAUAGAAAUCUAUCUUCCAUCAUAAUAUAUUGUAGAAGCAAAUAUAUGGUUGAUGUGGUAUCAAAUUACUUAAAAAAUUGUAAUUUGAAAUGUCUUGGUUUUCAUGGAGGAUUAACUGAAUAAGAAAAAAUGGAUAUUUAAAAUAAAUUUAUUAGAAAUUAAAUAUAGAUAAUUGUAGCAACAUCAAUAUUUGCCAUGGGAAUAGAUAAAUCAGAUAUUAGAGCUAUUAUUCACUUAAAUUUACCCAAGAGUAUUGAAUCGUAUAUCCAAGAAAUUGGCAGAGCUGGUCGAGAUGGAAAAAUUGCAUAUGCUCAUUUAUUUUUAAGAGAGAAUGAUUUUCAUUUAGAAAGAUCAUUCAUUUUAUCUGAUUAUCCUGAUUUUAUUGUUAUGAAAAAUUUGUUAGAAAAAAUGAAAUAAAAAUAAGAUGAAAAAAAAAUUACUUAUUUCAUAUCUAAGUAUGCAGAAGAAAAUUUGGAUUUAAGGAAAGAUACGAUAUAUUCUCUGAUGCAAAUUUUAGAAAGAUGUUCUAAUGACAGUAUCAAAGUUUAUCCGAUUUGUCAUGAAAAGAUAGUCUUAAAAUUUUUUAAAACUUUGACUGAAGAAUAGAAAGAAAAAUCCUCUAUUUUAAAUGAGUUAUUAAAAAUAGGAAGAAUGAUAUCUGGUAGUCUUCAUGUAAAUGUUAUUAAGGCUAGUAAUAUUUUAUCUAUGUAACCGUUAGAGGUUAUUAGAUAAGCUCGAAAUCUUUACACUGAAUUAUCUAUUACUACUGAAACUUAGGAAGAGAUUUUACCUUUUCAAAUUAUUAAUGAAAUUGAUUUAAGCAUUUUGGAAAAAGCUAAUGAGAUAUUAUAACUACACAAAUCUGUUGCUUUAGAUAAAUUAAAUUUAAUGUAUAUUUUAGCCUACGAAAAUUCAGUACCUAAUUUUGAUUUAUUAUCAGAAAAUUUAUUCUAGACAAAAAACUUUUUUUUUAAUCAAUAUUUUAGGUCUUAGGAUCCAGUUGAGGAUAUAUUGAAUGCUCUUUAUAAUGAUGGAAAGCACAAUAUUAACGAAUAUUUACCAUUUGAUGAAUUGGAUAAUGAUUAACAUAAAUAAAUUUAAUAGGCAGUUAAGCGAUUUUUACAUGAAGAAACAGCUAAUAAAAACAAUAGUGAAACACAUAAAAUAACAUAAUCUUACCUAAAAAAUCCAAAAAUUUUAUCAAGACUGUUUUGUGGAAUUUAAUCUAUUAAAUACUCAUAUAAAGAAUAUAGAAGUUCUUCUAUUUGGAAUAAGAGUGGCAGAUUAAAAUAUGAAGAUGUACAUAAAUCCGUAAUUAAUAUUUGCUUAUCAAUUUUAGAAUAAAAUUGA
This is a messenger RNA of Paramecium sonneborni, 2951 nucleotides long. Lineage: Eukaryota; Ciliophora; Oligohymenophorea; Peniculida; Parameciidae. The record is from the annotation of a GenBank genome assembly.